Messenger RNA from Neopelma chrysocephalum (saffron-crested tyrant-manakin), 1905 nucleotides. RefSeq names its product post-GPI attachment to proteins 2 (gene PGAP2). The coding region runs from base 1 to 660 and encodes 219 amino acids. Gene Ontology annotation, biological process: GPI anchor biosynthetic process. NCBI's taxonomy places the organism in Eukaryota, Metazoa, Chordata, Aves, Passeriformes, Pipridae. The transcript is spliced from 3 exons. Gene Ontology annotation, cellular component: endoplasmic reticulum membrane; Golgi membrane. The record is from RefSeq and is a predicted model, not a curated record.
AUGCCGAGCUGCUCCCUGAGGUUCCAGCCCUGUGAGCACACAAACACCCUCCUGGCCCUUUGGGAUUGCUGUUCCAGCAACCUGUGUCCCCUUCCAGGGGGCCACGAGGCACCACAGGCAGGUUAUGGAGCUGUGCUGUGCCUGUCCCCUGCGAGGACCCCACUGGGGGCUCAGCACCACUCGGGCACUGUGGGGCUGCCAGCAGGACCACCCCCUGCCCAGGGCAGUCCCUCACCCUCCCAAACCCUGCCCCGUGUCCCCCCUGUGCUCUUGGCUGGGAUUGAGCAGGAAAACUGUUGUCUUGUCGCUGCAGCAAUCCAUGAACAUGCCUUCAUUGUGUUCAUCUCGUCGGCCCUGGGCCACAUGCUGCUCACCUGCAUCCUCUGGAGGAUGACUAAGAAACACACAGUAAGUCCCGAGGAGCGCAAGUCGUACAAGUGGAAGCAGCUGCUCUUCUUCUUCACCUUCAUCACGUUCGCGUUCGCCGUGUGUGUGUAUUUCCACCACAACUGGUACUGCGGCCCCGGAGUGUACACCGUGUUCGCCUUCCUGGAGUACCUGGUUGUCCUCUCCAACAUGGCCUUCCACAUGACUGCCUUCUGGGACUUCGGCAACAAGGAGCUGGUGGUGAGCUCGCUGCUGGAGGACAAGCACUUCUAGCCAGCCCCGCUGCUGGGGGCUGCUCCUCCUGGGGCAGGCAGGGAGCCCCUUCCCUCUCCUGCCGGGGCAGGGGGUUUGCUGUGAACUGCUGCAAGGAUCCUCCCGGGGAUCCUCCCGGGAUCCUGGGCCCCCCCGGGAUCCUCCCGGGAUCCUGGCAUGGUCCCUGGCUGUGCCUGCAGCCCUCACAUGGUGGAGCUGGGGGCUCUUCCCAGGGCCCCCCUGCUCUGGCUCCCUGCCAGCUGUGGGAGGGCAGGACGGAGCAGGGACAGGGCCCUGUUUCCUUGGGGGAUGCUCCGGGCAGAGCGGGAUUCUGCUCCUGGCAUCGGGGCGUGGGGGGCCGGCCCUGCCCUGCUUGGCCUGGGGGGGUCUUGUGGUUCCUCCCCCAGGCUGGGGGUCUGGGGACAAGCCCUCAGAAAGGGCUGGUGGCCUUUUGGGCUGGCUCUGGGCGCUGCUCUCCCAUGGGACUGGGGCAGGAUCCCGGCCCAUCCGUGCCUGAGUUCCUGGGAGGGGAGCAGGGAGGUGCCAGCCGUGCAGGGACUGCAGGGAGCGAGGCACUGAGGGCAUGGCAGGUGUGGGAGCACCCACACUCUCCUUCCUGCCUUUCCCAGAAACCCCCCCCCAGCAGCACAGGCUGCUCCCAGGGGGGCUGUGCCCCAGUUCCAGCCCAGUUUGGGGAGGAAGGGCAGGGGGGCUGGUGCUGGAGGUCCCUGCUCCGAUAUCCACGUGGAUUCCCCUGUGCUGUGGGGCUGGAGCUGGGAACUGCUGGGGUCCAGCAGCGUCCCCCGUGCGUGGGCUCUGGCUGCAAGGGCACUGUGGGCACGGCAGGGUGGGAGCUGGGGGCUGGCAGGAUCCCCAGGCUCCUCCUGGCAGCGCUGCUGGAAGGGGCACCUGGAGCUGACGUGUUUUUGGGGAGCUCUGCGCUUGUCAGGGCUCGUCCCACCCCACACCCAGCCGGGAAGGACUGGCAAGGGUCCCUCCCUGCCCUUCCCCACCAAGAGUCCCCCGGGAUGUCCCGGUGCUCAUCCCUGUGCUCCCAGGGCUGGGCAGAGCCUCCUGCAGCAGGAGCUGUGGGGCCCUGGCUGAGCCGGGGCCGGGCUGGCUCUGGGUGCUGCCCUGUGUGCAUCGCUGGUGUCCCCACCCGUGGGCCCCAUCCAUGGGCCCCAUCCGUGUCCCUGCAUGCUGUGACGCGCUGCCCCCUCAGCGCCGUGGCUUUGGGUGGAAAUAAAGCACUGGGUAUUUUUGUGA